AUGGUUCUGAAAUCUCGCAAUCCUUCCGCGUUCCGCGGGGCCCGGAAAGCAGCGGACGCUGCCGCCCAUCCAUCAUCGUCCAAUGUUAAAGCCUCGGUACCUCCACACUCCGCUUGUCUCGCAGCUCGCCGCUACCCACCCACCCACGCUCCACUACACCCCUGUGCUUUGAGGACAUCAGAAAGGCCAGGCGCCAUGGAAGAGGACAAGAAGCAGAGAGGAAGGCAGGGCCACCCCCUCCUGCGGGGAGGAGGCGCGAGGACGGAGCCCUACACGCACGGCUUCUCCGCCACCCAGAUGAUGUCGCUCACCGCCGUCUGCGGCGCGCUGGUCCCGUCGCUGCCGCCCGACGCCCACCACCUGGCCGCUGACAAGGCCGUCCGGGACUUCUUCCUCGCAUCCGCCGCCGACCCGCCCGUUCCGGACGAGGUGGCGCAGCUGAUGUCGGCAAUGUGUCUCCGGGAGGCGCUGACGCUGGUGCGGACGGUGCUGUGGCUGCUGGGCACGCGGCUGGGGACGCUCGCGCUGUGCGGCGCCCGGUGCCUGUCGUGGAGCUCCCCGUUCGUGCAGCGGUUCGCGGAGAUGCCGGUGGACCGGCGGGAGGACGCGCUGCGCCGGUGGAGCCGGGAGACCAUGCUCCCGCCUCUGCGCCUCUUCUUCCUCCUCGUCAAGGUCUUCUGCCUCUACGUCUUCUACUCCUGGACCGACGAGAACUCGGAGAAUCCUCACUGGCGAGCAAUCGGCUACAGCCCGGCAACGGACGAGGCUACGGAGCAAGAGGAACAAGCAAACACCAAGCGGCCACUCGACGACGGCGUGGUCGAGACCAUCCACCAGACGGACGCGUCCCUCCCGACUAGCCUCGCCGAAAAGGGCCUCGCGGUGACCGAGGACGCGUCGCGUAACGUGUGCAGGAUCGAGUGCGAUGUCGUCAUCGUCGGCUCCGGCUGCGGCGGGGGCGUGGCCGCCGCGGUGCUCGCAGGGGCCGGCCACAAGGUGGUGGUCAUCGAGAAGGGGAACUACUUCACGGCCAGGGACUACACGUCCAUCGAGGGCCCGUCGAUGAGCCAGCUCUACGAGUACGGCGGGUUCGUGAGCACGAUCAGCGGCAGCGGGCUCCUCCUGGCCGGCUCCACGGUCGGCGGCGGCUCAGCCGUCAACUGGUCGGCCUGCAUCAAGACACCCGACAGCGUGCGCAAGGAGUGGGCGGCCGCGCACGGCCUGCCGCUGUUCGACAAGUCAGAGUACGCCGCCGCGAUGGACGCGGUGUUCAAGCGGCUUGGCGUGACGUCGGGCUGCAAGGAGGAGGGGCUCCAGAACAAGGUCCUGCGCAAGGGGUGCGAGAAGCUGGGGUACAAGGUCGAGCCGGUGGCGAGGAACUCGUCGGAGGGCCACUACUGCGGCAGCUGCGGGUACGGCUGCCGCACCGGGGACAAGCGCGGCACGGACACGACGUGGCUGGUCGACGCGGUGGCCCGCGGCGCCGUGAUCCUGACGGGUUGCAAGGCGGAGAAGCUGCUGUUCACUGACGCGGCCGGUGCGAGGGGGAAGCGGUGUGUCGGUGUGGUGGCUACCAGCUCCAACCCGGCGAUCACGAGGAAGCUGGAGGUGCGCGCCAAGGUGACCGUCGCAGCGGGCGGCUCCCUCCUCACGCCGGUGCUGCUGCGCGGCAGCGGGCUCAAGAACCCGCACAUCGGCAAGAACCUCCACCUCCACCCGACCGCCAUGGCGUGGGGCUACUUCCCGCCGGGCAAGAUGCCGGAGCUGAAGGGCAAGAUGUACGAGGGCGGCAUCAUCACGUCCCUGCACAAGGUGGAGGCUGCCGGCGGCGACGGGCUGCCGCACCGGGCCAUCCUGGAGACGCCGCUGAUGGGCGUGGCCGCCGCGGGGACGCAGUUCCCCUGGGUGUCCGGGCGCGACAUGAAGGAGCGGAUGCUCAACUACGGGCGGACGGUGCACAUCUUCUCCCUGGUGAGGGACCGCGGGUCGGGGACGGUGCACGGCGAGCGGCGGAUCGCGUACCACCUGGACCCGGUGGACAGGGAGAACCAGCGCGAGGGGCUGCGGAGGGCGCUGCGCAUCCUGGUGGCGGCCGGCGCGACGGAGGUGGGCACGCACCGGAGCGACGGGCAGAGGCUGAGGUGCAAGGGCGCGACGGAGGAGGAGGUGGAGGAGUUCCUGGACGGCGUGACCGGGGUGCGCGGGCCGCAGUCCAAGAGCGAGAACUGGAGCCUGUGCUGCACGGCGCACCAGAUGGGCAGCUGCAGGAUGGGCGCGACGGCCGGGGACGGCGCCGUGGACGCGCGCGGCGAGAGCUGGGAGGCGGAGCGGCUGUACGUGUGCGACGGCAGCGUCCUGCCCAGCGCGGUGGGCGUCAACCCCAUGAUCACCAUACAGUCCGUGGCCUACUGCCUCGCCACCGGCAUCGCGGAGCAGCUGAAACGCGACCCGUCCUCCGGGAGAAACCACUCCACAGAUUAA
Molecule: messenger RNA, 2481 nt
Organism: Triticum turgidum subsp. durum (durum wheat)
Lineage: Eukaryota; Viridiplantae; Streptophyta; Magnoliopsida; Poales; Poaceae
Source: the annotation of a GenBank genome assembly